AUGCACAGCAAUGGGCGAGCCCAAGACGAGCCCGAGGACGACGUGUUUGCUGAAGGCUCGAGAUUCGUGUCGCUGAACAAUGUGUCGAUCACGGGUGGUACUAAGCGCAAGACACGUGCGAGGAAACCUAAAGAAGUGCGGAAGGGGAAGCGUUCUACUUUCGUCCGCACGGGCAAGAAAGGCUGCGCUGAUGCAGUUGGUGAUGGCGGUUGUGGAGCAGACACAUACACUCAAGGAAAUGGUCAACAUGCACAUAACGCCUCCUUUCCAGCUGCAGCCGCCACUAUCUCUCCCUCCUCCGCCUAUGUCAAUGCAGCGGCGGUGACUCAUCAGCUCGCCGCCUCUCACUCAAUCCCUGGCCUGCCCUCCGCCUCUGCCUCCCUUUCAGCUGCAGCCGCCACUAUCACUCCCUCCUCCGCCUAUCUCGCCACCACUCAGUCAGUCCCUGGCCUGCCCUCCGCCUCUGCCUCCCUUUCAGCUGCAGCCGCCACUAUCUCUCCCUCCUCUGCCUAUGUCAUCGCAGCGGCGACUCAUCAGCUCGCCGCCUCUAACUCAAUCCCUCGCCUGACCUCCACCUCUGCCUCCCCUUCAGCUGCAGCCGCCAGUAUCACCCCCUCCUCCGCCUAUGUCAAUACAGCGGCGACUCAUCAGCUCGCCGCCUCUCACUCAAUCCCUGGCCUGCCCUCCGCCUCUGCCUCCCUUUCAGCUGCAGCCGCCACUAUCUCUCCCUCCUCCGCCUAUGUCAUCGUGGCGACUCAUCAGCUCGCCGCCUCUCACACAAUCCCUGGCCUGCCCACCGCCUCUGCCUCCCCUUCAGCUGCAAGCGCCACUAACUCUCCCUCCUCCGCCUAUGUCAACGCAGCGGCGGCGACUCAUCAGCUUGCUACCCGGAUCUCUCCCUCCGCUGCCUAUGUGCACGUCUCGGUUCCUGGCCAGUCCAGGCCCGCCGUUGCACCUGGAUCGACCUCCCUGCCACCUGCUCCCAGUGCACUCUCACCCUCGCCCUCCUAUAUCAAUCCUGGGUUGCACCCAACCAACUCAGACCCUGGACCAUCACAUGUGGAGGCCGGGUCGGAUGAAGACUCCGACGAUGAUGACUCCUUGGAGAAUCAUUAUGAGCAUGAUGGUGAACAGCGGCCUGCUGCAACCAGGGUUUCGCGAGCCGCUUUUGAGGCCGCGCAAGCGCAAAUCCGACAACAGGCGCGACGCAUAGCUGAGUUGGAGAAUCAGCAACCUCAGCAAAAAGGCCCUCAUGCUGGCAGUCACGCCAUGGUUCAGCGCCAGGCCAAUAUGCCCAGCCCUUCCCAAAAGUUGCCGGUUGCACCCCAGCUUGCUCCUUCAACCACUCGACCUUGCACCCAGCCGAAUGCAACACCGACCCUGAUUUUCUCACCGGUGGUGUGGCCACGAACGCAGGCCGCUUUUAGCCGUGCUGUGGCAAAGGCCCACAUCAGACGACAGGCCAUCGACUGCUCUGCAAUGUCGCUACGGCAACACGGGUGGUACAAUAACGUCAUCACGGCGUUAGAUGCUUUCUCGGAUGUGAACGGGGACCUUAAGUGUUGCACCAACAUCACCCUCCUUCUUCCCCCAUCCCUACACGUCUUCUUCUUCCCCCCACCCACUCCCCGUCCACCUUUCUCCUGUGUUCCGUCUUUCCUGCUAGUACCCUCCCUGACAUCGCUUCCCCACAGCAGCAAUCACUGUCUGUAUGAUCCCAGCCCAGCAGUCCCCAGUGUACCCUCUUUCCCUCCCUGUUUUCCCCUCCCCACCCCAGCAGCAAGCAAGGCCAGCCAAGGCAGAGCCCAACAGUCCCCAGUGUACCCUCUUUCCCUCCCUGUUUUCCCCUCCCCACCCCAGCAGCAAGCAAGGCCAGCCAAGGCAGAGCCCAACAGUCCCCAGUGUACCCUCUUUCCCUCCCUGUUUUCCCCUCCCCACCCCAGCAGCAAGCAAGGCCAGCCAAGGCAGAGCCCAACAGUCCCCAGUGUACCUUCUUUCCCUCCCUGUUUUCCCCUCCCCACCCCAGCAGCAAGCAAGGCCAGCCAAGGCAGAGCCCAACAGUCCCCAGUGUACCCUCUUUCCCUCCCUGUUUUCCCCUCCCCACCCCAGCAGCAAGCAAGGCCAGCCAAGGCAGAACCCAACAGUCCCCAGUGUACCCUCUUUCCCUCCCUGUUUUCCCCUCCCCACCCCAGCAGGAAGCAAGGCCAGCCAAGGCAGAGCCCAACAGUCCCCAGUGUACCCUCUUUCCCUCCCUGUUAUCCCCUCCCCACCCCAGCAGCACGCAAGGCCAGCCAAGGCAGAGCCCAACAGUCCCCAGUGUACCCUCUUUCCCUCCCUGUUUUCCCCUCCCCACCCCAGCAGCAAGUAAGGCCAGCCAAGGCAGAGCCCAACAGUCCCCAGUGUACCCUCUUUCCCUCCCUGUUUUCCCCUCCACACCCCAGCAGGAAGCAAGGCCAGCCAAGGCAGAGCCCAACAGUCCCCAGUGUACCCUCUUUCCCUCCCUGUUUUCCCCUCCCCACCCCAGCAGCAAGUAAGGCCAGCCAAGGCAGAGCCCAACAGUCCCCAGUGUACCCUCUUUCCCUCCCUGUUUUCCCCUCCACACCCCAGCAGCAAGCAAGGCCAGCCAAGGCAGAGCCCAACAGUCCCCAGUGUACCCUCUUUCCCUCCCUGUUUUCCCCUCCCCACCCCAGCAGCAAGCAAGGCCAGCCAAGGCAGAGCCCAACAGUCCCCAGUGUACCCUCUUUCCCUCCCUGUUUUCCCCUCCCCACCCCAGCAGCCAGCAAGGCCAGCCAAGGCAGAACCCAACAGUCCCCAGUGUACCCUCUCUCCCUCCCUGUUUUCUCCUCCCCACCCCAGCAGCAAGCAAGGCCAGCCAAGGCAGAGCCCAACAGUCCCCAGUGUACCCUCUUUCCCUCCCUGUUUUCCCCUCCCCACCCCAGCAGCAAGCAAGGCCAGCCAAGGCAGAGCCCAACAGUCCCCAGUGUACCCUCUUUCCCUCCCUGUUAUCCCCUCCCCACCCCAGCAGCAAGCAAAGCCAGCCAAGGCAGAGCCCAACAGUCCCCAGUGUACCCUCUUUCCCUCCCUGUUUUUCCCUCCCCACCCCAGCGGCAAGCAAGGCCAGCCAAGGCAGAGCCCAACAGUCCCCAGUGUACCCUCUUUCCCUCCCUGUUUUCCCCUCCCCACCCCAGCAGCAAGCAAGGCCAGCCAAGGCAGAGCCCAACAGUCCCCAGUGUACCCUCUUUCCCUCCCUGUUUUCCCCUCCCCACCCCAGCAGCAAGCAAGGCCAGCCAAGGCAGAGCCCAACAGUCCCCAGUGUACCCUCUUUCCCUCCCUCUUUUCCCCUCCCCACCCCAGCAGCAAGCAAGGCCAGCCAAGGCAGAGUCCAGCAGUCCCCAGUGUACCCUCUUUCCCUCCCUGUUUUCCCCUCCCCACCCCAGCAGCAAGCAAGGCCAGCCAAGGCAGAGCCCAACAGUCCCCAGUGUACCCUCUUUCCCUCCCUGUUUUCCCCUCCCCACCCCAGCAGCAAGCAAGGCCAGCCAAGGCAGAGCCCAACAGUCCCCAGUGUACCCUCUUUCCCUCCCUGUUUUCCCCUCCCCACCCCAGCAGCAAGCAAGGCCAGCCAAGGCAGAGCCCAACAGUCCCGAGUGUACCCUCUUUCCCUCCCUGUUUUCCCCUCCCCACCCCAGCAGCAAGCAAGGCCAACCAAGGCAGAGCCCAACAGUCCCCAGUGUACCCUCUUUCCCUCCCUGUUUUCCCCUCCCCACCCCAGCAGCAAGCAAGGCCAGCCAAGGCAGAGCCCAACAGUCCCCAGUGUACCCUCUUUCCCUCCCUGUUUUACCCUCCCCACCCCAGCAGCAAGCAAGGCCAGCCAAGGCAGAGCCCAACAGUCCCCAGUGCUAG
Molecule: messenger RNA, 3900 nt
Organism: Closterium sp. NIES-65
Lineage: Eukaryota; Viridiplantae; Streptophyta; Zygnematophyceae; Desmidiales; Closteriaceae
Source: the annotation of a GenBank genome assembly